AUGGGUUGCUGGGAUUGGGUGCCGAACGAACUGCUUUUUUCGAUAUUAAAUGACACUUCUCUCAAGUAUCACCCCAAAAGCGAACAACAUUGGGGUCGCGUAAAUCGCCAAUGGUACUAUGUGUUUCAAGAAAGUAAAUACAGACAUCUUGAAAUGAAAAAAGUGGAUUCAAAUGAAAGAAUAUUCAACAAUAUACUUUACUCGUCUUUCCAGCCUGGGCUUGUCGUGGAUACAUUGAGCAUUGCAGAACUUGAUAGACAUGAAGAAAUGAACAGAUCUAUAAGUCCACUCAAGGUGAUAAUGUUGAAAUGCCCCAAUCUUUUACAUUUACUCGAAGAAAAUCAUGUAUGGACAAAGUUGAAGCACCUGGAACCUCCGGUCAAUUCAAGCAUAUACUACAAAUACUAUCGCUGUGCCUUAUAUUUUAAGGAUACACUCGAGAAGCUUUCUCUUCGAGCUGAUAUGAUGUAUGUAGUAGAUGAUAUGUUGAAGACAUUUACGGCAUUAAGGUGUUUAACGAUUGAUAAAAACAUGUAUGACGAUGUUCAAAAAUGUGAUUUCAUAUUCAAGGCUUUGCCUACAAUUAGAAGUCUUCGCAUUGAUUUUUCCGACUGUAAUGUAGAUAUUUCCAAAACAAAAAGGGAGUCUAAUGCCAAUUUAUUCAAUCGUAUACAAGAAUUGGAAUUGAUUGGGUAUACACCAUUUCAUGACAAAGACCUUAUGCAACUAAAGGCUGAAUUCCGGACAAUCAAAAAAUUAACAAUAUUACCUACGCCCGGCAUUAAAACAAUGAUCGAUUGGCCCUUAACUGAAAAUAUUGAUAGUGUAAUUGCAUUCAAGUUCUUUAUUAGAUAUAUUCAUCAGAUACCGUCUGUAGAACUGCUGCUUAAAAUAGAGAACCUUGGAUGGGCGCUCAAAGAGUUUUUUGAGUAUUACGAUAAUAUAUCUGGACAAGGGAAAGUUGAUUCAUCGCUCAAAGUUGUGUUUUCUGAAAAUACGAGAUUGUCAAAUAGGAUUCAUAUCAAAAUCAACAAAAGGAACAUAGUGAUUACUGUUAUGUUCAAAGAGAUGAUAGAUGACGAUACAUCUGGUCUCUGGAAUCAAACCAGUCAAAAUGUCGAUAAAGUGAAGCUUGAAAUGCAGCACCAACUUUCGAAUACAGAAACCCCUCUAAAUACCAUCCUUUCUAAUUACAAAAACUUGCGUCAGUUGACUAUCUAUCGCGGAGUACUCAUAAAUUCUUUGUCUGUACCUGUGCUAAAGCAAUCCGUUGAACAUCUCGUUUUUCAUGACACCCUUUGUCAUCAUGAUUAUUUUCUGGCCAUGUCUAAUGCUUUUCCGUAUUUAAAAAGUAUUCAUUUUGAGGAUUGUUAUUUUCCAUAUGAUAGCCCAAAACCCCAUCUUGAUGCCAUCACUAUGUUAGAAACAACCGUAGACACAUUUGAAUACACCUAUAAUCAUUCAGACCAUUGCCCAACGUAUACUUUACUCUCGGUCUGCUCAGUAGACGAGCAUUUUCAAAAGUUCUUUUUAGAUGUAGGGACAUCAAAGGCCAUGAUUGAAAUUCCGCAAGAGAUGUUUUUGAAUAUGGUGGAACAUCCAGGUACUGUUAAAGAUCCCAUGGGGUGUCGUGAAACCGAGGUACUUUAUAUCAAAUUAAAGUCAGUUAAGCAAUUUGUAUUCAAUAAGAAAAAUUCUCUUAGAAGCAAGAAAUCUUUUGUUUGUAAUGUAGCUUCUAUAAUAUCACUCUCUAUUAAAUAA
Molecule: messenger RNA, 1761 nt
Organism: Mucor mucedo
Lineage: Eukaryota; Fungi; Mucoromycota; Mucoromycetes; Mucorales; Mucoraceae
Exons: 2
Coding region: 1-1761 (586 amino acids)
Source: RefSeq, a predicted model, not a curated record